AUCCGGAGCAAACGAAAGUAACCAGGUCCCCGUGUGUAUGGGAGCUUCUCACGGGAUAGGGAUUAAAUGCCCGAACUCGCUAAUUUAAAUAGAGGUUAACGAAGCAGAACCGAUCACCGGCCAGAGACCAAUCGACGACAUCCCCGAGGUCAACCCCCCGGCAGGGCCAGACGACGACGACGACGACGACGAUCUUGGCGGGGAUUACGAGGAACCCACACCCGAACUUAGACUUCAGACUCUGGCUACUAGAGCCUUGGCGAACAACACCGGCUACGAUACCGCCUGCUGUCGUGUGAACGGGCCAUCCGCAGAAGCGGUAGGAGCGCUCCGACCAGUCACGGCAUGACUUGGAUACACAUGGCUUGGAUACAAGAGCUGAGAAAGGAGGAGCUCGCCCAGCGACUAGCUGUCCUGGGAGAGGAUAACGCCGGGGGAAUCGCGGAACUACGAGCGCGAUUCCGCGACUUCGUCCGGGCGCACCCGGAUGAUGAACAGCUACGCCGCUGGAAGACAAGCCACAAGACCGCCCCGCUCACUAAUGCCACAACGACACACGCUCCACCGACCAACGUGGAGCCACCGACCCUGGCCUAUGCCGCACCCAGGGCCAUCGACCAGAUUCGCAAAUGGAAUUGCCAUUUCCAAGGGAAAGAUCUCCCAGGGUUCGUCGAGCGGAUCGGCGAACUUAGACGGGCCUACCGCAUCUCGGACGAGGACCUCCUACUAGGCCUGCCGGAACUACUGCGCGGGACCACCCUCAACUGGUUCCGGAAUCGAGAGGAUGACUGGGACACCUGGGAGGACUUCAUCCGCGAUCUACGCAACGCAUACGAGCCGCCAUUUCACCAGGCGCUACUUCAAGACCGGAUCAGUGCCCGACGUCAGAGACCACGGGAGCCGAUCCAAGAAUACGUCACGGACCUACAGACGAUGUUCCACCGCCUCGGAACGGCCACGCCCGAGCAGGUCCUCGAUCGCGCCCUACUAAACAUGACGGCAGAGUACCAGAUGCGAAUCAAGCCCAGCCACAUACGCACGCUAGACGAUCUCGUACGAGCCGGGAAACGCAUCGAAAUGUGCCAACAGAGAUGGGCCACCGAUGCCCAGCAACAGCGACCAACACGUCCAAUUCACCGCACGGCCACCGCAUGUGCCGACAUGCCUUUCGACCGGGACACAUGCUGCUGGCGGUGUAAGCAGCCGGGACACACGCGACGAGGAUGUACGGCCCCGAGGAAAAUCUUCUGCUCGUACUGCGGCACGGAUGGGACAACAUACCGGGAGUGCGCCUGUGCACGCCCGGGAAACGAACAACGGGCCGGGGCACAGAAUGGUGUCGCCCGGCCCAACGCCUAGACGACGGAAGAGUCGCGCUAACCGUGGGCUUCGGGGAGGACACGAUCCAAGGCCUCCUGGAUACAGGAGCUGCUACCUCCUACAUCGACGAGGCCACGGCUCAGAAAUGCCGCGAACAAGGAUGGACCGCCCAGGCUGAGUACCUCUCGGCUAUGCUGGCCGACGGCAUAGAACGCGAUAUUGACGACAGCUGCGAGGGAGAAGUGCGGCUAAGGGGGAAGACCAUCCGCCAUCGCUUCCUCGUUCUCCCCGGGCUACCACACGCGAUGCUCAUAGGCGCCGACCUCCUAAACCGAUUAGACUUCCGAGCCACCAUCGCAGGACAUUUGGUGUGGCUACCAGCCACGAAGCGCGCUAUAACGGGCAACGGUGGCCGGCCACCCAACGCUAAGCAGAGCCACCUCGAGACCGUUGAGGGACUUGCGAGCGUACCGUCUCCGUCCUCGCGCGCGACCCCCUGGGAACUCGCAACCGGCCCAAUUCGGCGAGCCGCCCGGUGUCGGCAUCCU
Ceratina calcarata is the source of this 1868-nucleotide messenger RNA. RefSeq lists its product as uncharacterized. The transcript has 2 exons. Bases 346 to 1359 code for a protein of 337 amino acids. The record is from RefSeq and is a predicted model, not a curated record. Lineage: Eukaryota; Metazoa; Arthropoda; Insecta; Hymenoptera; Apidae. Gene Ontology annotation, molecular function: zinc ion binding; nucleic acid binding.